AUGGCUGAAAUUAGUGAUACGUCACCCAAAAAUAUUGGAGAAAUGGCAAUUAAUGGAGCGGGAGUUGCUUUGGAUACAAGCACGACGAUAAUUGGUGUAAUUGAAGGGGUAAUCAAUAUCACCGUACCAUUUGCAAAGUUUGUACCAUUAAUUGCAGAUGUGGCCAACAUUUUAGAUCAAAUAGUUGAUUUAUAUCAAUCUGCGGAACAUAAUAAAAGAAUAUGUGGGGUUUUGAUUGAUAGGGUGUCCGCGGCCGAAGCGGCAGUGCGAAACUUAAAAAUUCGUAGAGAUCAGAAUAAAACUUUUUUCAAUCAACAAAAUUUAAUCUUGUUACAAAGAUUGGUACACAAUAUACAACAAAUUCGAAGAUUCGUUAACGAAGUUAGUCAAGUAAAAGGGUUAAAGAAAUACGCACAAGCCAAAAGCAUUGAAAAAUCUUUUAAUGAAUUAUGUAGAGAUUUUGAUAGUCAUGUGGCUACUUUACAUUUUGCCAUUACGGUUGAUUCUCGUAAUCAAGCGGAAAAUGAUAAGGAAGCCCUAAGGAAUGAUUUGGCUGACCUAAGUAAAUAUCUUGAUGAUAUUGGUAGUGGUAUAACCGAUAACAAUAAACACGUUGCGCAAUUGGUUACUCAAUUGAUCGUAAUGAAUAGUACGAUGGAAAAUUUACACGCCGAACAAAUAAAAAAUAAUAAUACGGAAAGUCAAGGUAAAAUUGAUAAUAUAUUUAAAGAGGAGCGACUUCCAUUAAAUGAUUAUAAACCAACACAUGAUGAUCGUGGAAGCAAAGUUAAGAAAUGGAUUUCAAAAAAAACGGAUGAUGAAGUGGCAUUUAAAGCUGUCGCGGAUGAAAAUGAUCUUGAAGAAUAUAAGAAUAGUAUAAAAAAUCAAGUUACCAUAUUAAAAAAAUUAAAGGAUUGUCAAAGUAUCUUAAGAUUUUAUGGAAUAGCAAGUGAUGGUGAAAAAUGGUAUACGGUUACCGAAUGGGCUGAACUUGGUAAUUUAAGGGAAUAUUAUAAUAAAUAUGAUUUUGAUAUUAGAAAGAAAUUAAGUUUCGCUGUUGAUAUCGCAAGAGGGUUGAAUUUCUUGAAAUCCAUCGAAAUUAUUCACAGGGAUAUAAGAGCGGAAAAUAUUUUAAUUACUGCUAACGAAACGGCAAAGAUUGCAAAUUUUAAAUCAAGUAGGAACCUUGCUCAUGAAUCACGAAAGCAAAAUGCAACUCAAGAAGCUGUCCGUUAUUUAGCUCCUGAAAUGUUGGGCCAAAGGACGGUAAAAUAUACAACUAAAUGUGAAGUUUAUAGUUUUGGUAUUUUACUUUGGGAAAUUGCUGAACAAAAAGUUCCUUAUGAGAAAUUGAAUGAUAUCAUUCAUAUCACUGAUCUCGUUAAAAAAGAAAAAUAUCGAGAACCAUUUUCUUUAAAUAGCGACUUGCCGAAAAAAUAUCGAGAAAUUGCGAAAGAAGGUUUUUAUAUACCUGAAUUGUCAAAAAUGUUUAAUACGCUAAUUGAACUUUUUAAAAAUCAUGGGUUGCCGCAAGCUUCGCCUCGUCCUUCAUUUACCCGUAUCCAUCCGCGUGUUAAUAGCACUGAAACUUUUGCACUCACACCACAAGAUGAAAGUGAAUUAAUGAUUGAAGUACCAGAUUUAAGCCCAUUUAAUUAUAUGUCAGUGGAUGAAGCUUCAAAACAGCAUAAAAUUAAAAAUGGUAAUCUUGAAAUGGCUUAUAAAUGUUUCGAUACCUACGCUAACCUUGGUAAUUUAAAAGCAAAAUAUUUCAGAGCAUAUUAUAUUUCUCACAAUUACGCUGAAACUCAUCUUCAACAACAAGAUAGAGAUGAAAUUGCCGCUAGACUUUAUAAAGAGGUUGCAGAUGCAGGUGAUGAAUAUCCCGAAGCUCAACUUCGUUAUGGAAAUUGUUUGUACAAAGGACAAGGUGUUCCAAAGAAUAUUGAAGAAGCCGUUAAAUAUUUCGUUAAAUCGGCUGAAAACGAUCAAGAAAUAGGAAUGUAUAAUGCUGGUUCUUUAUAUCAUAUAGGCGGUCUAAUAGAACAAAAUAGAGAAUUAGGUGAAUAUUAUAUGAAAUUAGCCGCUUAUAAGCAACAUCAACCCGCAAUCGAUUUUUGUAAAAAAUAUAAUAUUCCUUUGUAA
This is a messenger RNA of Funneliformis geosporum, 2145 nucleotides long. NCBI's taxonomy places the organism in Eukaryota, Fungi, Glomeromycota, Glomeromycetes, Glomerales, Glomeraceae. The record is from the annotation of a GenBank genome assembly.